This is a messenger RNA of Meloidogyne enterolobii, 753 nucleotides long. The record is from the annotation of a GenBank genome assembly. NCBI's taxonomy places the organism in Eukaryota, Metazoa, Nematoda, Chromadorea, Rhabditida, Meloidogynidae.
AUGAGGGAUGGAUUAAUUUAUGGCCAUCUUUCUAAAAUAAUAAAUUACUCCAGUACCUCAACAUCAUUUCCUUCAAUUAACACAUCUACCAGCUCAAUCCCAGAUUUACAACAAAGACAAUUAAUUAAUGAAAACACAUCUUCCUCUACAACACAACCCUUCACAAUACUACCAACAACAACACAAAUAAAUUCCAAAUUAAAUACAUCCACCCAUCCAUUAUUAACUGGAACAACCCAGCCCCUCAUUCUUUUGGGCAAACGGACUCCGGCACCUUUAAUUAAUCAAAGAAAUUACUCUAUAGCCUAUUUAAAUGCAAGGGAUGAUGCUAUUGUUGAAGAUAAAAUUGAGAAAGCUGCUGAUAGUAGCAGUAUAAGACGAUCACCAGCUAGAAAUGAAUAUGUUGGCAACAAUGCAAUAGAUGCGAAGCCUCCGAUAGAAAUAAAAACAACCCCACUUUAUCGAAUAAUUAAAGAUCCACGUCCGGGACGUAGACAAAGACUUAUUGAGUUGAGGAAGAAAUUAGACCCGACAUAUGAACCUCCAUUAUUUAGUACAACAUCAACACCUUUUUCUGCCAACGAAAUUCAAUUUGUUUUACCUAAAAUAAAUGAGCAAUUAGUUACAUUUACAUUAACUAAUGGAGCUAAAAUAACGCAGUAUAAAUGGAUUGGUCUUUGGAAUCAAUGCACUAAAGUAAUUUUUAAAAUUAUUAUAUGUAUUAUUGGGAAAAUCUUUGAAAAAAAUUUCUAA